GCUAAUUAAAGUAAAAAAUCAAUUCAAUAUGUGGCAUUUGAUGAUGCUUUACAUGUUGCUGUUGCCCUGGAGAGGAUGGGCAUUGAUCUGCACACGUCAUCCGAAGAAUACGAAUACGCUCAAAUCGCCGGUGGAUGAGAACUAUGUGAUAAGCGUGACGGGCAAUCCGGAAACUUAUAUACUGGGACAGGAAUACAACGUUUCCCUGAAUGCAUUCAAUGGACAUCGCUACAUUAGCUAUAUACUCGCCUUGGAGAAUGAGAAUGGUGACUUUAGCUAUAUGAACGAUCUGGGGCGAUUUGAGUUGAACGAUUUGAUCGAGACACGUUUCAGUCCGAACUGCAUCAAUAUGGUGGAGAACACGAACACCAAUCCCAAGACCCAUAUGCAUUUGACCUGGAUAGCGCCCAGUGAACCGGGCAACGGUUGCAUCCUGAUACGUGCCACUGUGUUGCAACAUCGCGACGUGUGGCACAUGGACGAUGGCGGACUGACGAAACGCAUCUGCGAGGAGGUCGUCGACGAUGUCGAAAGCCAGCCAACGGCCAGCACCUUAAACCUGGGUCCCUGCUGUGCCUGCGAUGAGGCCCGAUAUGAGCUCACAUUCGAGAGCAUCUGGUCGCGAAAUUUGCAUCCAAAGGACUUUCCCGCUCGCGGCUGGCAGACGCGCUUCUGUGAGCUGGUGGGCGCCGCACACAGUUCCGACUAUCGCUUCUGGGAGUCGGGUGCGCUGGCCAGCGAGGGAGUCAAGCAGUAUGCCGAGCACUGCACUUCCCGACUGCUCGAGCGCGAUUUCAGCAUUAAUUUCCGAGAUCAAAAGAUACGCACCAUAAUCAAGGCACGCGGACCUGCAUACCCCAAUCUGAAUAGCAAGACGACGGCAUCGGUGCGCGUGGAUCCCGUGCAUCAUAUGAUCUCGUUUGCCUCAAAGAUUGAACCAUCGCCGGAUUGGAUUGUUGGCGUCACCGGACUGGAGCUGUGCUUGCGCAACUGCACCUGGCUGGAGGCGAAGGUCAUCAAUUUGUAUCCCUGGGAUGUUGGCACAGAUGCGGGACCCAGCUAUAUAUCACCCGAUCAGCCGCAGGUGCCGCCAGAUGUGAUAAGACGCAUACGCUCAGAUUUUCCAAAUGAUCCGCGUUCGCCCUUCUACGAUGAGACGGGGGUGCCAAUGAAACCAAUGGCCAUGCUGACGGUGCGUCGACAACGCAUCUACGAGCGACGCUGUGUGGAUGAGGAAUCCAACAACGAUAUGGAUGUGACGCGUGAGUGCCUUACUCAUCCAUGGGCCAGUUGGAGCGAGUGUUCCAGCAAGUGUGGCGAGGGCAUGCAGUAUCGAAGACGCGUCUACAAGCAGCCAGAACUGGCGAGGAUCUACAAUUGCAAUGUGCCCCAAUAUGAGGAACGCGCCUGCGAGGGACUUGCCUGUGGUAUGAGCGAACCAAUGCGCAAUGCCGGUGACUUCGAUGAUGAGUUCAACAUGGGACAGAUUCCGCCAGGCUACAUCCAGCAGCACCAGCAGCAGCAGCAGCAGCGACGCGCCGAGUGUCAGUUGUCCAACUGGGGCAGCUGGAGUCCGUGCAGCGUUACCUGUGGCGAGGGCUAUCAGACACGCCAGCGCCAGUAUCUCAAUCCCAAUGCGGAGCUAAAAUGCCAGAGUGUCCAUCGACUGGAGCUGCAGGAAACGCGUCAGUGUGCGGGCCGUGCUUGCUUAGGCAAUUUAAAUGGUGCUGCUGCUGAUUUUGAGACACCAUAUCAAGAGCGGGAGCGAGGACGGCUGCCUGAGCCAGAGAACGAGUUGAAUAUCUUCAAUAGAAAUAGGAUGAACAACAAUUUUAAUCGAGAAUACGAUCAGGGUCAAGUCGAUUAUAGUCACCGUGAAUCCCCAUUCGAUGUGGCCAACUUGAAGGGCACUCAAGGCAGCCAGUGGGGUCAGGAACAAAAUCCUGCUGCACAGUGGCCACCACAACGACAAGUUCCCCAGCAGCCAAUAGCCCCAAAUUUUGGCCAGAUUCCGCCACGGCCGGAGGAUGUGGAGCAGACACCUUGGCAACGCCCCAGACCCGGAGAUAACUACAGGGAGGAGCAGCAGUUGCGAUACGACAACAGAGCUCCGACUGGAGCAGAAGCAAAUCCAUAUCCAGAUCAGGAACUCAAUCCAGCGCGCACACCUUGGCAAAGACCAGGCAAUGCCAACAUUUACAACAGAGCUUUUGAUGAGACAAGUGGGAAUAUUGGUAAUGAAAAUAAUUACCUGUCCAAGCGUUGCUUUCAAAUGCUGAGGACAAUUCAGCCACGCUGCCAGAAUCAAACGAUUGUUGGCCACUUUUGGUUCUACAAUUUCUGUGCGGAUGAGUGCAUGUUGUUUGCCGCCGAUCCGUGUGAUCGCAACGUGAACAAGUUUAGCAAGUGGGAGCAGUGCGAAGAGUGCCGCCAGCCCGAAUUCCAAAUGUUGCAGGAACAACGUUCCGCUUCGCAGGAAUGUCAUCUGAUUUUGGCCUCACAGCAAGCGCAGCAGCGAAACCGGCAAGGUGAGCGACAUUAUUCAAACAGAUGGCAAAAUAACGGCAAUCAGCAAUGGGGAUGAAAUGGUUUUAAGCCUAGUCUAAAUUUAUUUUCAAUGUUUCUUCAUUCUUUCACUACCACACAACUUAAAUUAUGCUUCGAACUGUUAACUUCAUAAAUAAAUCCUAUCGAAAUACAA
Molecule: messenger RNA, 2701 nt
Organism: Drosophila grimshawi
Lineage: Eukaryota; Metazoa; Arthropoda; Insecta; Diptera; Drosophilidae
Product: spondin-1
Exons: 6
Coding region: 29-2584 (851 amino acids)
Biological process (GO): cell adhesion
Cellular component (GO): extracellular matrix
Molecular function (GO): serine-type endopeptidase inhibitor activity
Source: RefSeq, a predicted model, not a curated record